This is a messenger RNA of Stegostoma tigrinum, 10447 nucleotides long. RefSeq names its product zinc finger protein 654-like. The record is from RefSeq and is a predicted model, not a curated record. The transcript is spliced from 9 exons. Gene Ontology annotation, molecular function: DNA-binding transcription factor activity, RNA polymerase II-specific; DNA binding. Lineage: Eukaryota; Metazoa; Chordata; Chondrichthyes; Orectolobiformes; Stegostomatidae. The coding region runs from base 25 to 3450 and encodes 1141 amino acids. Gene Ontology annotation, biological process: regulation of transcription by RNA polymerase II. Gene Ontology annotation, cellular component: nucleus.
UACGCGCAGGUAGGGGUUAGAAGCAUGGCGGAAGAAGAAGAGUUUGAUGUAGGGAGUCUGAGGAAAGAACUGGAAUGGAUAGAGAACGAGCUGCGAAUGUCCCUGGGCCAAGUUAGCGCGUCUAACGAGUACUGUCUGAAGUUCUGUCGAGUAACUGAAUGGCAUGCUGGGAGAUGGCAGGUACCUUUGCCACUCGUUCAUGUGCUUAAGAGUGCUGUUUGCUGUUUUACCAAAGCUAGACCCUUUCUUGCUCCAGAAUGUGAACACAUCCAAUACGUCUUGAGCCGCCUGGCAUUGAGCUGCUUUGAAGUAUUGCUAUAUUGCAUUGAAGAUGAUUCAUCUAAAGGGUUCUGGGAAGAAUUUUUAAAUACCAUUCAGGAAUGUCACAACGUUUUGCAAAAUGACUUAAAUGCAGAAUUUGAUGUACUAAUCAGGUUGAGUAGAAAUGGAGGCCCAUGGCAAAAUCCAGUACUGGUGUCUAUCCUUAACCAAGAGUUAGUAACUCAGGAAUUAGUAAAUGAAUACUUGGGAUCAGAAUCUCCAGUGUUCUUUGAAUAUAGAGUGAAAUACUUGAUGAAGUAUAAGCAUGUUGGAGAAGCAAUCACGUUGACCAAAUACUGUGUAAACCAUCCUCAAACCGGCACAAACAAGUACUUUCUCCACUUGUUUUUAACGUGGCUAUGCCGCUCAUCGCCAGAAGAAGUCCUGUUGCAGGAGAUUUCCAGAAUUGACUGCCAGGAAGCUCUUGAUGUUAUUUGUAGAUUGGAUUCAGAAGGGCAGGUGGAACUAGCUUGGAUUUUGUGUGUGGCAUUCCUUACUCAGCAGCUACGAAAUGGAGACAUGUAUUGUACUAGGGAGUUGAUACUAGUGUGGAGCAAACUGCAGCUGCAACUUGAUUCAUCCAAGCAACACUUUCUAGAGAAAUGUCGUCAUCUUUUACUUACCUCCAGAAAUGUGAAUCAUAUCUUCCUCUUUAUUAGGGUCAUUCAGAAUGAGGCUGGAACUGAAGGCUUGCAGUUCUGUGUGGAGCUGUGUGCACGUGCUCUACGGAUAGAUUACCAAGAUGAACCAAAUACUAAAACUUUGGUGUGUAAAACACUCUCCUAUCUGCUGCCAAAUGAUUUGGAUUUCUGUAGAGCUUGCACCAUUACAGUUUUUUUCUCUGAGUGCACUUUGGAAUCUUUCCACGCUGUUGAAAGUCUGUACAGUCAGCCAGAUCAACUAUACACUGAAGAUACUAGCUUGGUUCCAAGUUUCCUUCGCUGUGAGCUGCUGCUUGUUUUAAAAACCACCUGGCCUUUUGAUCCUGAAUUUUGGGACUGGCGGAUUUUGAAGAAAAGCUGUCUUGCUUUAAUCCGUAACAAAGUAGCCUUAACUAAUACACAUGGAUGUAAACUAGUUUCAAAGCAUGGAGAUAACUUGUCUUCUGAUGGAAAUUCAAAAAUCAAGAAUAAGGAGAAACAUAAUAAAAUGUCACAGUUAAUCCCAGGUGCAUCCAGAGCAGAUGGUCACCUUGCUUCAAUGCAUCGCUGUAUGUUAUGUAAAAAGGAAUUUCUUGGUGGGCACAUUGUACGCCAUGCACAAGUUCAUCCGCAAAAAGGUGCCUUCUCUUGCCUAAUUUGUGCAAGAAAAUUCAGAUUGAGGGGACAAAUGCUUAAGCAUUUAAAGACUCAUGUGAGAAAACUUCAAAAGCAAAAACUUGCUGCUCGGACGAAUACUAAUGAAUCUUCCACUGUUACUGAUGGUUUGCAGGAAACCUGUACACACAUUAAUGGGGUUCUUGGUAGUGAAAACAAACCAGUUUCUUCAGAAACUGCUAGUGUAGAUGAACAGAGUAAAUUCAGAAAGUUAACAGGGGACAAGGAUAACAGAAUUAGUAUUGCUGAUGUUCCUGAUGAGCCACAGUGUUCAACUGAUCUGCAUGAAGCACUAAAUGAACGUUUGGAAAUUCAGGAAGAUCCUAAUAAAGAUGUUGCUCCUCAACCGGAUGACGAUAUGGUUGCUCAAGUGACAAAGGAAAUAUUUGGUUCAGAUACAGCUACUGUUCAAACUGGAAAGAACACUCAAAACUGUGUUCUUAGUAAGCAAAAUUCGACUGCUCACAAAAAUAAUGGAGCUCUAUGCAGACAAGAACAGAUGCAAGAUGGUUCUGUUUCAAAAGACAAAUUGGAAAAUGAGAGUGGACACGAAAGUUUCCUGUCUUGUCCAGGCCAUGGCUGUUCAAAGGUCUUCAGUAAGAUUCAGUUUCUGACUAAACAUGCACGGAAAUGUCACUCCUCCGAUGAAAAUGUGCAAGAUUACCUAAUGAAGUGGUAUAAGGGCAAGUGCCGUUAUUGCCAAAGAAAAUUCACACAUUCCCAGCAUUUAAUUGACCACCUUAAAAGGCAUCAGUAUCCAAAAUUGUACUUCUGUUUACAAUGUGGCUGUGGCCAGACAUUUAAAUCUGCUUCUGAACUUGCAACUCAUACCAAGGAUCAUGAAGCUUUUCGGGCACAGUGCAGCUUUCGUGACUGUGAUAAAUUGUUUGAUGAACUUGACAUGCUUUAUGAGCAUGAGGCACAGCAUUAUUUAAGUGGCAAACCUAUCCGGCUCACUGAACAUGAUAAAAAUGUUCAGACAAGCAAAGUCCUGAGCCACCGAGAAAAGGCAAGCGAAGACGAAUGUUUAAAAGGUGAACAAAAUCCUAUGGAAUUGCUAGUUCCAUUGUGGAAGUCGCGAAAAGAGUUAUCAGAACCAAAGACCUAUCUUCACAAUAUGGUUAGCAAGCAAAAUGGAAAUCAAAAUGGAGAUGGCAAAUUAAAUGAUACUCUGCAUAUUUCUGAAUCAGAUGAGAAACCCCUGCCUGUUGAAACAGGCAAUGAGAACUGUUGUAUUAAUAAUAAACAAAUAAUAAAUGGGCACAUUAACCUGAAAGACACUUUGAGUGAGUUAAACCCUACAAAUCCAUUUUACUCAGGUGAUACAUCAAGUGAUGGCGUUGCUGAUAUAGAUAAGACUUGUCUUAUAAAAGAUGCUUCAAACUCAGAGUCUACACCAACAGUGUUGAAUAACAGUGUUUCAAAAGGUGCUGCAAUGGACAUGUCACAGAAUGCCAGCAAUCUGUCACAACAGAGUAAUGUUCAUCCAGCUUUGCAGGCAUCCUCUAGCCAAGAACAGAAGAUUAGUAGUGGAAGGGAAGAACAUAAGGGCUAUGGCAGAUUACAUAAGUACUACAGACCGCAGCCUCCAAGCUACCUAGAUGAGCGUUAUAUCAGUAUGCCAAAACGAAGGAAAUUAGCCACAGAUUCAAAUCAGCCCCCCAGUUCACAUGCAAAUGCAAUUAAUGUGAAAAAUGAACGACACAUAUGUCGGAAAUGUUUCAUGAUCUUCAACAGCAUUGAAGCAUUAGAAGGGCACAGUACCCGGGACAAUUGUAGACCGCUGUUUGUUAUGGAAUCGGAUAGUGAUUAAGGUCGCUAGGGAUUCCUUCCAAGAGAAUGGACAUUCUGACAUAUCCAUUGAUAGUUAGACUAGGAAAUCAAUUUUACCGUACUGUGCAGAGUUCAUCUCAACUUAAUCCAAGUGCCACGUAAGGUCUAUACGCUCAGCACACUAAAAGGUCAAAGAAGACAAAAUAUAAAGUAUACAUAUUUGAGAUGGACGCCAAAUUUAAAAGCAGUAGCACUUGUUCACGAAGUGCUCCUAAGCUGAAGGAGUCAUGAAGUGUGAAUAAAUCUGCGAUACAUUGUAGAAAUGGAUAUGAAGUGCAGAUCUGUAAAAUGCACAAACUUUGAUCUUACCACACUGAAUCGGAAACCAGUGCAGUACAAAAAGAGCAGUAGUCUAACAGCACAAUAGGAGAGAACCGGAAAACUUGUGCGGGCUAAAUCUUGUUGGAAUAGGGCAUCUCAGUCUGCACAGUUCGACUUUUUCCUGCACCCUUCAGUUUAAAUAUAAUUUGUGCAGUAUCUUGCUUGAAAUGUGAACUAAUGACAGGGCACGUGUGUGGGACUUAGUCAAAACAAAACCACAAUGUAUCUAAAUCAGUGAAAUUUAUGUUCUAGUAAAUGAAGUGUCAAAACAGAAAAGGAUUGUGAUUUAGACUCCAGUCAGGUUAGGAAAUAAAGAUUGGAUUAUGAGAGAAAAAAAAUUAAAGUUUCUUUAAAUCUGUAAGGAGGUACUGCAUGCAGGGUUGAAGCUUAUUGGUUUAAAUUGAGGCCAGAGAUGUUGACUGAUGUUGAAGUAAUAAUUAUCGCAAUAGGGUGCUUGGGUCGUUAAUUAUGAGCACUAAAAAAGUAGGGGUUCUUAUCUGGCAAUUGAUGUGCAAAUCCAGCAAGUUCUUAAUGGGCAGGCUAAGUGAAGAUGUCGUUGAAUGUGUGGCAAACUAUAAAGUGUCUUAAUUUGACCAGAAUAUUCUGGAGAUUUAUAACUUAAUGGGGUUCCUCUUUUGAACAUGCUGGCCGAUUUGCACAUUUGUAAUGCCAUGCAUCCUGAACACUCGAUUUAUCUUUUCUGGAAAAUGUAGGUUGUUGUAAAUGCUGUUAAGGAUAGGUGUGGUAAACCCAAGUUAGUUAAGCACAGUUGAAGAGUAUAAAGCUAUUCAUUAUAACAGCUUAAGUGGAACUGAUGUACAUGCCUGGUUGUCUUCCAAAAAAAAGGUGCAGUGUUGAAGAGUUUCUGCUCUUUAAUAUGUGCUGAAGAAAUGAGAGGUGAACAAAACGUUUAAAGUUGACUAGCAUAAUAAAGUUGUUUUCUUCUUUCUGGGUGCAUUAUCUUCCAUUGUGAUACAAUGAGGAUAUUGACUGUACUUAUUGCGAUUGUUAAGGCUCUUAUUGUUAGUUAAACACUGGACUUUGACUCCCAGUUUUUCUACUUAAGAUUUUAAUGCUACUUUUAUAAGGCAUUUGGCAUAGCAUGCACCUUAGUAAAACAUGCAAAAAUGCUUAGCUCUUUAAAGACUAUUGCAUUAAGGAUGUAGUGUAUUUUAUUCAGAAUGUUUUUUUUACCUCAGAAGCAGUGUGCUAAAGCUUAGUCCUAAUGCACUAAAAUAGCUCUUGAUAGAGCAUUUCAAAUCUGAACAUUUUGUUCAUCUUAACUCAAAAGAAAAUCCAAAGUGAAAUUAGACAGAUUUAUAGAAGAAUUUGCAAGCAUUCUGUUCCUAAUUGGUGUUUGCUUCCAAUAUGAAAAUGAAAGGGUAACAAUCAGAUAGUAGUCACCUGUGAAAUUUAAAAUCUGCCUUGAUCUGAAUCGAAAGCAUUGAUCGAUGGCCUUAACUUUGCAACUUUGAAAAUGCUACAGAAGUGAAGAAAAAUGAGUUAACUGCCACAAAACUAAAAUGUUAAAUGUGUUCCUAUCUUGUGCAUUACAUGAAAUGUGGAAGGGGGAAAGCAAUAAUGAUACGUCUGAAGGUGAUAUGCAAAUUUUUUUCAAUUUACACUGAACUCACUUCUUGGGCAAACAGGCCCUCAGUUCAAAUGCCUUAUGUUGAAUGCAGGGAGAUCGUUAGCUGCAAAAGAGUGCUGAUUUUCUUCUAAAUUUGCCAUUAGAAAUUUAAUAAUUUUGCUUUAAAUUCCAUUCAAUGAUCUUCACUCUGCACACAAUAACAAAGCAUCCAUAAUGACAAUUCAUCACCUACUGUUGCAUCUGUGGCAUUGCUGUGUGCUGGCUUGCCUUGGAACUUGUAUUUAGUAUUGGAAAAUGAGGCAACAAUGCAAGCAACUGGCUAAAUAUGCCAUGAUCUGGGAAUUGUUGAAGAAAGUCAACCUUUUCAGAAAGGUGAGAUCAUUUUAAGGAGUUUUUUUAGGUUUAAAGUUGUAUAAAUAAAACCAUAAAUCAUAAGCAGAAGUGCAGGAAAGAUGGAUGUUAGUGUUCAACUCAUUAAGCAAAGUUCUUUGCCUCAGCAAAGUUCAAAUUCAGGACCAAGGUCACUGUUUGUUGAUUUGUCUGUUAAUGAACAGCAUUACAUUCAUGUCUGUCUGUGCAUGUGUGCGCGCAUGUUUAGUGGAAUCAUUACUCCUGUAUGCUUAAGUCUGGACAAAAUGUGUCCAUAAAAUUUGGAGCACUGUCAAAUUACUUUGGAAAGAUGAUCACCAUGACGAGUUAAACUGAGAGCACACCCCUUAAUUUAUUCUCUGGCACAUGAGCAUACAAUUGUAUGUAAUGUAUUUUAACACAGCACAAUUUUGUUAAUAACUUCUUGUUAUGAAGAUUCAGUCAUUUAUAGUUCUGCAUUCAUCUUGAACAGGCCCAUUGGUCUGACAAAAUGCAUGCAAUCCAGUAAAGUUUGAAGACCAGUUCUUUACAUUUGACCAUUUUUGAGUGGUAGCACCCAUCAGCACUGUUUUUGCACAAGUCGAUGUUGCUUGUGUUAUCUACACUGAAACUAUUUUUGUAACAACACUAAAAUGAUCACUUGCAUAAAAUGUCAAGUUUGGAUAAUGGUAAUAUGGCCUGUUGAGCUCUGGUUUUAGCAACAUUUUUGCCUUGUUUUCAAGAGAUCUUUCUGCAUGUAAGACAAAAAGAUCAAGGUUGGAAAAUUUAGGGAACUAAUUUUAUGAUUAGUGACUUCCAGUUCGGAGUACCAAUUUAAUGGCUGAACUUUGUAAUGUUGUAAUGAAACCUUAAUAGGAAAGAUCAAGUAGGAUUAAUGAAACUGGAAGCCCAUUUGGAAGACGUAACAGCUUGUGGCAAUGCAAUAGAUGCCAUUUCAAACCGUCCAAAAUCUUGACAGCAUUAAAUAGUUGCAUUAGAUGUCAUUGCACCUAAUUUUAUAUUUGGGCCUUUUCCUAUUAUCACAUUGAAUAAGAUUUCAGUUUUGUCCAAUUUUGACAUCUGUGCAUUAUAACAAGCCAGAAAAUGUUCCUGUUGAAUUACUUAACGGUCCUGAAUAUAGUAGCUGUGUCUUGGGUUAAGAUAGUAAAUGACCAGUGGAUAAAGGCACAUUGACACAAAUUACAAAUUCCUGAGUAGUGCAUUACACUAUGUACGGAUAUGAUGUAUCUGUUGACAGUUACUGUUGUGUCCUGUAGUAAUAAAAUAUACAACUACUGUUCUAAGUAGGAAAAUGUACAUUGGAGAAUAUUUUUAAUUUUUGCGAUCUGAUUUAUUAACUGUAAAGUUUCCUACAAAACCUGGUCCCUAAGAGGAAGUAAAAAGUUAUGAACAAGCAGUCUUCUAAAAUUUAUGAGUAAUAUGCAGAUACCUUGUACAGACAGUGUUGCUUGAAAGAAUGCAAACAAUUAAUGAUCGUAAUUGCCCAUCUGUGCAUUAUACAAGCAGCAGUUCAGAUUUUCAUUUAAAGCACUUUAAAGUGCAGUUGUCAUUCUCAGGUCAUUUUUCUGGGAUUUUCCGUCACAGCAUUAUUUCCUCUUAGUUUUGUGAUAAUUCAAAAGUAGCUCCUUUUUAAAGAACUAUUUAUUUCUUUUCUUUAUUAAAAAAAAGCACUGAUAACUAAGGGAGCAAAGCCUUAUGUGGUAUCAAUGUUUUCUUGUAUUUUUAAACUGAGAUUGGAAAAGAAAUUCCACAAGAUUAAAUACACUUUGAAAUGUUAACUUUUGCACUUUUCUCUAUUGAUUAUUUGUAAUGGAACUAUUUAAAAUUUGGUUUGGCAAGUUCUACAUUUUGUGCUGCUUGUUGAACAUUGUACAUUAUUCUACCUUUAUGCUUGUUGAUACAAAGCUCAAACUGAGCCAUAAAUGAACAGCAGUCAUUCUAAUGAAUAUGGCCUAGAGUUUAAUUUUGAUGCAGUUCUGAAAACAUGAUUCAAAAAGUUGGGUUUUUGUAUGUUGCCUGAAUUUAUUGAUUAAAAAUCACUCUUGUCUCCAUUUGUAUGUAUUACAUUUCCCACGAUCCAACUAUAUAGUUGGUAACCAAACAGUGAAUCGAUAAGUACAUUGUAUUGUCAUUUGUGACCAAUCGGGAGUUAGCAGCUGGCUUAAUGUAAAAAUACUCUCUUUCCUACUGUCUGUCCAAAAAAUAAUUACUUCCUGAGCAAAUCAAUUGGAAAUGUGCUUCUCACCUCAUUGUCUAACUGAUUCUUUUGGAUAUGAACCUAGGCUGAAAUUGACUUUUGCUUUUACUUCCCAUGUUGUGUAGCAUGCAGUUGAGAUCAAGACACUGUACAUGAGAAAACUGAUUGCAUAGAUUAGAUAAUCAUGCCCUUCAUUUUGGUAAAGGUGCCCUUGCAGUCUUGCAAAAUAAAUGAUUAGAAUUGGGAGCACAGAUAUUACAAAUCAUGUAACAAUUUCCUGAAAGUUCAAGAGAAUGUAAAUGUGUGAUGAAAUGUUUUCCCCCUAAAAUGUUAUAGAAUAGAGCAUAUGUUCAAAAUUAUUGAAAGAAUUGAGACUGAAAUGUUUUUGUCAGUUGGACAAGAACCAAGAGACACAAAACAAUGAUUUUAGAAGUAAAGAGAAUUUGGGAAUUUAUUUUCAUAAUGGGCUAUUAGGAUUUAUGCACUAAAAUACAGCAUAAAUGAGUCACUCUACGAUUUGUAUGUUAUCUGCCUAUACUGCUCACAGAACAAAACUUUUUGCAUUAUUUGACAAUGGCUAAUUUGUUUUAUUGUUGUCACAAUCAGAAUGCAGAAGUGAAAAACACAUGUAAAAUCUUUUUUAUAUUUAAAAAAAAUGCUCGACUGGAGCUGGUUACACCAUAUCAGAAUGAUCUAUAAUUCAAUGAUUCUAAAUAUUUCAUCUCUAAUUUAAUUUAGAAAUGGGCAUUUAAUUUGCUGUCUAUUUCAAAGCUUGCUGCUAAGAUACUGGAGUAAAGAAGUGUUAUGCACAGUGUUCACUAAAUAAAAUAGCACUGGAUACAGUAAAGGUUACAUGAACCCACUUAGCAUCUUGGCUGUUUUACCGAGGGCUUGUGCUCCAGAAGAUGCUGCGUCCCUUCCUAGGUUGUUCCGUUACAGCUGCUACGUUAGCAUAUACCACAAAAACAGGGCAAAUUCAGUCUCACCACUGACCUCCCUGUCACUUGAUGUGAUCAUUGGCAGAAUGAUGGAAUGUAUCAUUGAUGGUACUAUGGAGUGACACUUACAUAGCAGUCACCUACACACUGAUCCUCAGGUUGUGUUCUGUAGAACUCCUGCCACCAUUACAGCCGUGGUUCAAAUACCGUUACAAGACAGAGUUACAUUGAAAUACAGGCUAUAAGCAUUCAGGAGACUUGGCAAAAAAUUAAGACAUGAAGAAUAAAGGGUGCAUGGGAUAAUGAAGUCACACCAAGCCCAAGGGCCAGUGCUUGUUUAAAGUCAAUAAUUUUAGCUCCAGCACACUGCUGCAGGAAUUCGCUAACAUAAUGUUUUAGGCUCAACAUUUUCAUUAAUGUCUUCCUCUGUUAUAAGGUCAGAAGUGGGGAUUUUCACUGAAUUAUGGGUUUAGCAUUGAUUACUUCAAAACCCAAAAAGUUGGAAACAAUGCCCACGUGCAGCAAGAGCUGGAUAAUGUACUGGCUUGGGCUGAUGAGUGGCAAGUGAUAUUUGAGGCACUCAAAUACCAGGUGCUGUAUAUGUCCAAUUGUAUUCUAUGACCCACAUGUGAACACCUUGGGUUUACUGUUGACUGUAAAUAUAAAUAAUACAAGAUCAAGUCAGUGUUUGGGAUUUCUGUGGUGACUGACUAACUUGGUGGCUUGACUAAAGGAAGUCAAUCAUCUAUGAGGUACCAGUCCAGAGUAAAAUAGAGAAUAUUUUAUUUGUCCAGCAACAUUCAAAAAGCUCAAUAUAAUCCAGAAUAAAAUAAUUUGUUUCUUUUAGCAUCCUAUUUGUUAACUUAAACAUCUACUUUUCCACAACCCAUGCAUCUUAUCAGUAUUGUUUUGUAUACAAGAGAACUGCAUCAACUCACUAAGCUGCGUUUGGCAGUAAUUUACAGACAGAAACUUCUCCAUUUAAUAGAAGGGUCUUCAGAUGCAAGUGCCCCUCUAAUCCUGCAAAACCCUGAGUUUAAAAACCUUGGAGCACCUCAACAGCACUGUAGGCUACCCACUGAUGUAGUGCAGUUCAACGUCAAAAUUUGAGACUAGUCAUUUUGGUUCUGGUCAAAUAUUCACCUGGGCUCCAUGUGAUUAGAACAGUACAGUACAGAAACAGGCCCUUUGGCUAUCAUGUCUGUGCCAACCAUGAUUCUAUUCUAAAUUAAUCACAUCUACUUUACACAUAACCCCUAUCCUUGUAUUCCCUGCCUGUUUAUGUCUGGUAACUUUCCCAGAGGUUAUUAGACAACGUACCUGCUUCUACCCUGGCAGCACAUUCCCAGCCACCUACCAUCCUCCAGGUUUUAAAAACCUUGCUCAAACAUCUCAAUUUUCCCUCUCACCUUUUAAACCUACGCACCCUGCUAUUUACACUUGUACCCUGUGAAAAAGGUUCCAAAGAUCCAUCUUAUCCAGGUCUUUUAAUUUUAUGUACUUCUAUCAGCUUUCCCCCUCAGCCUCAUCUUUUCUUAGCUAUAUUUAAGGAAUGUAAUGU